Drosophila biarmipes is the source of this 3516-nucleotide messenger RNA. It is a transcript of the gene Vang, whose product is annotated as vang-like protein 1. NCBI's taxonomy places the organism in Eukaryota, Metazoa, Arthropoda, Insecta, Diptera, Drosophilidae. Gene Ontology annotation, biological process: multicellular organism development; Wnt signaling pathway, planar cell polarity pathway; establishment of planar polarity. The transcript is spliced from 2 exons. The record is from RefSeq and is a predicted model, not a curated record. Gene Ontology annotation, cellular component: plasma membrane. Bases 373 to 2124 code for a protein of 583 amino acids.
GGGCUGGCCUUAGUCAACGGUCACACUGCGUCGGGGGGUGAAACCAAGCCAAGUCCACGAAAAACGGAAUAAAAAGCGUAAAAUGUGUGUGAAAUAGUGCAAGUGCAGGUGCAAUAGCCAAGCAAGAGACCCCAAGUGACAAUGUGCCGCAAAAAUAGCCACAGAUAGACCUCUAAGUCGCCGCGAGGGGCAGCCACUGCGCCCUGCAUACCUGUGUAUGAAAAACCUGCUGCCGCGGCCGUAAUUACAGUUAGACACUAAAAUAGCUGCACGGUCAGGUUGCGCGGUGAUUUGGGGCACGCAGCUUGGCGCGGAUAAGGGGACUAGGGAUCGGCAUCGGGCCUGCAGCCCACGCACGCUAGCCCAAUUGCAAUGGAAAACGAAUCCGUCAAGUCGGAACACAGUGGACGCUCCAGACGCUCGCGGAAUCACAACAACAACGGCGGAGGGGGAGGAGGUGGAAGUGGUGGUGGUGGCGGAGGAGGCAGCGUAAACAACGGCUACCACAGGGAGCGGGAUCGCUCCAGGCACUCGCAUCGCAGCACACACUCCUCCAAGUCGGGCAAGGGAUUCCAGCGGGGCGACAUGGCACCGUACCAGACCAGCGUUAACAUGACAGGUGACGGCAGCCACGAUGGCCAGGAGGUUAUCGAGGUCCAGAUCCUGCCGCAGGACGAGAACUGGGGCGAGAACACCACCGCCGUCACGGGCAACACCUCCGAGCAGAGCAUCUCCAUGGAGGACAUCAACAACAUGUGGCACCGCGAGAACGACAAGGGCUUCGGCUUCGCCUGCCGCCGCUACGUGGAGUCCAGCUUCUACUUUCUGCUGGGAUGCGGCACCUUCUUCUCGCCUGUGGCCAUGGUGGUGAUGCCCUACGUGGGCUUCUUCCCGUCGGCUUUCGAUCAUCCGGAGCUGACGCAGACGGUACGCACCCAGCUGCUGGCCUGCAGCGAACAGUGCAAGGGACAAUUGGUCUCGCUGGCCGCCCGCCUCUUGCUCCUGGCCAUCGGUCUGUGGGCGGUCUUCAUGCGACGCACUUCGGCCAGCAUGCCAAGGAUUUUCCUUUAUCGAGCAUUGGUGCUCCUGCUUGUGACUAUCUGCACCUUCGCCUACUGGCUCUUUUACAUCGUGCAGGUCACGAACGGUGCCAAGAUCGUGGUGGAGACUGGCGGCGACGCCGUGGACUACAAGUCACUGGUGGGAUAUGCCACCAACUUCGUGGACACUCUGCUGUUCAUCCACUAUGUGGCCGUUGUCCUGCUGGAGCUGCGCCACCAGCAGCCCUGCUACUACGUCAAGAUCAUUCGCUCCCCGGACGGCGUUUCGCGCUCCUACAUGCUGGGCCAACUGAGUAUACAGCGUGCGGCAGUGUGGGUGCUGCAGCAUUACUACGUGGACUUCCCGAUAUUUAACCCCUACCUGGAGCGCAUCCCCAUCUCGGUCUCCAAAUCGCAGCGCAACAAGAUAUCGAACAGCUUCAAGUACUACGAGGUGGACGGCGUGAGUAAUUCGCAGCAGCAAAGCCAGAGCAGGGCCGUUCUGGCGGCCAAUGCCAGGAGGCGCGACUCCUCGCACAACGAACGAUUCUACGAGGAGCACGAGUACGAGCGUCGUGUUAAGAAGCGGCGUGCCCGUCUCAUCACCGCCGCCGAGGAGGCCUUCACCCACAUCAAGCGAAUUCAUAACGAACCUGCUCCGGCACUGCCGCUCGAUCCGCAGGAGGCUGCCUCGGCGGUCUUUCCCUCGAUGGCCAGGGCUCUGCAGAAGUACUUGCGGGUAACGCGCCAGCAGCCGCGACACACCUUCGAGAGCAUCCUGAAGCACCUGGCCCACUGCCUGAAGCACGAUCUGUCGCCUCGCGCCUUUCUGGAACCCUAUUUGACCGAGUCGCCAGUGAUGCAGAGCGAGAAGGAGCGCCGCUGGGUGCAGUCGUGGUCUCUGAUCUGCGACGAGAUCGUUUCCCGGCCAAUUGGCAACGAGUGCACGUUCCAGCUGAUUCAGAACGAUGUCUCGCUCAUGGUCACCGUUCACAAGCUGCCGCACUUCAACCUGGCCGAGGAGGUUGUGGAUCCCAAGAGCAACAAGUUUGUGCUGAAGCUGAACUCCGAGACAUCCGUAUGACACCACCACAACGCCCCGCCGAUCAUCACGCCCACGCACAGCAACCAGACGCAGUCGUCCUAUCUGCAUGUGUUCGUCUGAUAAUCCCACCUUUCUUAUAUUCCCAAUCCUUUUUUAACAAUAGUUUUUCAGACCAACUUAGCGGACUGUUGAAAAGAAAUUCACUUUUACUUGCCAGAAACAUCAUUAUAAUCAAUCAAAUUAAGCAAUCAAAAUUAAUUAUUAACGAAAAUGCUCCUAAAAGAACAAAAUGGCCGGCAGGUCGACCAAGUCCUUGAAAAGAAACACAAACAUGUUGGAAGGUCGAAAUCAAACUGACAAAAAUUCAAAACACGCCCUGUACUUAUUUGUUCGUGUAACAAAAGAUUAGAUAGGAAGACGACGUACUUAUCAGCCAUGAACUUGAACUUAUGACCCGAAUAUCAACAGCCAAUGCUCAAAAGCCCAGUGUAUCAUCCUGAACCGACUCGAACAUAUCACACGACCCUUUGAUAAGCAAACAUGACUUACAAGUUCCCAAAGUAUUAAUUAUAAGAAUGAUGGUUCGGCCUCCAGGCCGCGAUCAUAAGAUAUCAACUCUUCAAUGCAGCUCUUUUAUACACGUUUUUUAUUUUAGGAAAUAUGUUUAGUAUAAAGUUGAGCUUACUCGUCGCGGAAUAUUGAAUACCCAAUAUUUGUGACGUUUAAGCCCCGAUCGCUAGCCUUAAGAAGGUGUGUGGAGUCAGCCCAGGCGAACCCAUGGAAUUUUAUCUAAGACCCGGACUCGCGCCAAAAGUGGAGCAGUCGCCACUCUUGUCGCGACUCGAUAGGAUUUUACACACGCACAUUUUAAGCCGAAACCGAGAGGUCCUAACUCAUCUGCCACAAAGUUGAGAGACGGCAAAACUGUAACUCGAACGCAACUGAUGACAAAUACAUACUUUAAGCGAAGACUGCCUGAAUAUGCAUUUUAUACACACAAAUUGCCAACAGCCACUAGCAGGUGCAUGCACUCACCUGUGCAUAGCAACCACAUACAUAUAUACAGAAACUCGUGUAUUUUUAGAAACAAAAUUAUAGUGAUAAGGGCCCGAAUUCGUAUUCGAACUUAUGUACGUUCCAGUGAACCCAAUCUAAGCAUAUAUAGCAUAUAUAUACCUAUUUACAAACUACUUAGAGAACUUUUGCUUGAGGUUUGAUUUAUUUUCGUUUCUAGCUAAAUGCCUUCUCUCGAAGCACUCCUUGUAUUGCAAAUCUCUAGCAACUACUUAAAGCAAUUGGAAGGGCAAGACCGACCCCUAAUCAUACAUACCAUCUUUAAAUUAACUCUCAAACUGUAACUGUUGUAACUAUAAUUAGCUUGUGAGACCACAUGCCGUAAAUAAAUCGAACCCUCUUUUUUAACAGCUUUAA